AUGAGCAUACCUUCAUGGACAGCAUCAGAUAAAUUGUAUAUUGGUUGAUUUGAUGGAACUUGAGGAACUUCUCACACUUUCAAAGCGCAUAGUAUAACAAUCCACUCAGACAAAGACUUCAUGACCUCUAAUACCCUCCAAGACAUUCCCUUCAACGAAUGGUUUACUUCCUGCAUCACUGGCACUCGUGACUGGGGGGAAGACUGAGAUGACAGGAAUUAUAAUACUGGGGAUGGCUGCACUCCAGGAUGUGCAGUAGAGGCUAACUGGGUUUGUAGUGGAGGAAGUACUAGUACUCAAGAUACUUGUGCAGAUGACUGUGGAGAUGGGGUUAAUGUCCAGAGUUCGGUUGUGGGGUAUUGAGAUGAUGGUAAUAAUAGUGAUGGAGAUGGAUGUGAUCAGAAUUGAAAUGUAGAGGAUGGCUAUGUUUGUAGCGGAGGGAGCAUGAGUAGUGCAGAUACUUGCACUAUGUCUUGUGCUUCUGCAACUCCACCAGCUGAUCCAACUAUUUAUUGUAAAGAUAGGAAUAUUGAUCCUGGAGAUGGAUGAGACUCUUCUUGUAAAGUAGAGAGUGGGUAUACUUGCUCUUGGGAUAGUGUAAGUCUUGCUAGUGUUUGAGCUGAUACAUGUGGAGAUGGAGCUGUUAUGACUCCUACUCAAGGAUAUUGAGAUGAUGGAGAUAGUGAUGACAAUGAUGGUUGAAGCUCAACUUGUGCGGUAGAAGCUGGCUGGUCCUGUUCGCUCGGAGACUCUUCUACUGCUAGUACUUGAUCAGAUUCUUGAGGGGAUGGCAAGGUAAUGAACUUGAUUGCUGGAUACUGAGACGACGGAAAUACCGCCACUGGUGAUGGCUGAAGCGACACCUGCCAGAUUGAACCGUACUGGGAAUGAACACUCGGAGACUCCUCAACCGCAAGCAUAUGAUCUGACAUCUGCGGAGACUCAAGAGUAGUCAAGCCUACUGUCGGAUACUGCGAUGAUGGAGAUAGAGUUAACGGUGAUGGGUGUAGUUAUGGAUGACUAGUUGAGUCAGGAUGGCAAUGAACUCUUGGAGAUGCAGCUACUGCUUCAGUCUGUUCGGAUGACUGAGGAGAUGGCAAAGUCAUGAGUGUUCAAGCUGGGUAUUGAGAUGAUGGUGGUAAUGAUGAUGGGGAUGGCUGUAGCUCAACGUGAGUUGUAGAGACUGGGUGGACUUGUACAUCUGGAGAUUCUUCUACAGCGAGUACUUGAUCUGAUACUUGAGGAGAUGGCAAAGUCAUGGAUUCUCAAGCUGGUUAUUGUGACGAUGGAGGAAAAACAAAUAAUGAUGGAUGUAGUUCAUCUUGAGCUGUUGAGUCAGGAUGGACAUGCACAUUAGGAGAUACUUCAACUGCUUCAGUAUGUACAGACGAUUGUGGAGAUGGAAAGGUCAUGGAUCCAGCUUCUGGUUACUGUGAUGAUGGUGACAAUGAUGAUAAUGAUGGUUGAAGCUCAACAUGAGCAGUUGAGCCUGGAUGGAUUUGUACAACUGGAGACUCAACAACAGCAAGUUCUUGCUCAGAUAAUUGUGGAGAUAGCAAAGUCAUGAAUCCUCAAUCUGGUUAUUGAGAUGACGGAAGUUAUGGUGAUGGAGAUGGAUGAAAUUCGACCUGUGAAGUAGAGACUGGUUGGGAAUGUACACUUGGAGACUCUUCAACUUCCAGUUCGUGCUCUGACAAAUGCGGAGACGGGAAAGUAAUGAUUUCUUCUUCUUUAUAUUGUGACGAUGGAAACAAUGAUUCUGGAGAUGGUUGAAGUGAUACUUGACAAAUUGAAUCUGGGUGGACUUGAACAUCCGGCAAUCAAAAUACAGCUUCAGUAUGUAUAGAUUCUUGCGGUGAUGGGCUGGUCAUGAAUCCUCAAGCAGGGUAUUGUGAUGAUGGUGGUGACGUUGAUAACGAUGGAUGAAGCUCAAAUUGUGAGGUAGAAGUAGGAUGGGAUUGAACACUAGGAGAUUCAACAACUUCAAGUGUCUGUUCAGAUAAAUGAGCUGAUGGUAUUAUAGUUGAUCCCAAAAUUGGCUAUUGAGAUGAUGGAAACACUAUAAAUGGAGAUGGAUGUGAUUCAAGCUGUGGUGUUGAACCUAAUGUAAGUUGAACUAUUGGAGACUCUACAACUGCAAGUGUCUGCACUGAUAUAUGUGGAGAUGGCUUUAUCAGCAUCAAUACUCUUUUGUCCACAUAUUGAGAUGACGGAAAUAACAAUGAUGGAGAUGGAUGAAGUUCUAUCUGUGAAGUUGAGAGUGGUUGGGAAUGAACCCAAGGAACAUCUUCCACACAAAGUGUUUGAACUUCUUCUAAUUACACUCAGACUAAAUGUUCUGUAUCUUACUGCGAAACUUGUUCUUUAAACUCUAGAGAUAUUUGAGAUACAUGUGAAGAUGGCUUCCAAUUACUGAAAGAUGGAACUUGCAGAGAUGUGCAAGUUUCGACCAGCGUUCAGAAAAUGUCAAAAGGUACUCAAGCUGUAGUUGGAGUAGGAUCAGUUGCUGCCAUUGCUGCUUCCAUUCUCAAUGGAGCUUCCCCUUGAGCAAUCUGGUCAAUGGCAAAUCAACUGCAACUACUGUUAUUGCUGCUCCUGACUCAGUCUUCAUUGCCAUCUGAUGUCAGAGGCUACAUUAUCAAUAACUCAAUGUUUUCAUUCAGUAUGGACUUCGAUUUCAUUCCGCUUAAAACCAACUUUUUGACUAAGGUUCCUCUGGACUGGAUGAGCAAAGGUCAGACCAACCUCGAACUCGAAGACAUGGGGCAAGAGUCCGGAAGUUCGUUCAACAACAACUUUAGCUUUGCUUUUUAUCUUAUUCUUGGAUGUAUGUUCCACUGUGUGUUAUGUUUACUUCCAAGAAAACUUGAUUACCAACCAAGAAAUUUCAAGGAAAGAGUGAUUAAAUUUAUUGGUGGAUUGUGGAAAUCAUUCACAUUUGGGUUUUAUCUGAGAUUUAUACUAGAAGGAUUCCAAAAUAUUCUCUUGUCUAGUGUCAACGAACUGAAGCAUCAUGAUUUAAGUACAGUGAGUUUGCAAGUGUCAACAGCUAUCUCUGGAGCCUUCUUGUUGUUGCUUGUGCUCAUUAUGGGCCUGUCUGCAGCUCAAAUAUUCAAGAUUUCUGAUCCAGAUGAACAUUCCAAAUGUGGAGAAUUAGUUGCCGGGCUCAAAAAUACCAAAUUAUCAAAGGCUUACACAACACUGUUGAUAUCUAGGAGGAUCAUGUUCUGCACCUGGCUCAUCAUGUUUGAGUAUCUCGGGAACUCCAUUAUUGUCUGUGGUAUGCUUUGAAUGCAGACAUGAUACACUCUGUACAUGCUGAUUGUAAGGCCAUUCGAAGAUAAAACUAACAGCCUAAUAGAGUGUAUCAACGAAGUGUUCUUUACUUGAUUUUUAAUUUAUUUGUUAAGGUUUAAUUCGGUGAGUACAUGGAAUGAUAAGUCUUCAAGCAUGUACAUUCUGUCAAUGGUUUGCAACAACCUGAUUGUUGUGACCAUUGUUUUUAGUAAGCCUUUUUAUAAUCCAUAG
Molecule: messenger RNA, 3528 nt
Organism: Moneuplotes crassus
Lineage: Eukaryota; Ciliophora; Spirotrichea; Euplotida; Euplotidae
Source: the annotation of a GenBank genome assembly